AUGAGUGGAAGACCAAACAUUCCACAUUUAAAUAUUCCUCCACCAUCUAAUGUAGAAAUUUAUCAAUCAGAUAAUUCUCCUUUAUCGGAGAAUGAAGAGACGGCACGUGAAGAAAGUCUAAUACAAUGUUUAUUAUCUCAAGUUGAUGAGGCAAAUGUCACUGAGAUAAUAGCAUUUCAAAAAAUAUGUUUGGAAAGAUUAGAAAAGACAAAUGCAAUGCUUGAAAAUUGUCAACAAAUUUCUGAAACUAGAUUAGCAACAGCUUCCAGAGAUAUUGCUAUUGGGAGAGCAAAAAUAAUUGAAAUAAAAAAUGAUUUAGAAUAUAUAAUAAGAAAAAUAGCUACUAUUAAAAAAACAUUAAAAGAAAAGUUUCCCCAACAAUUUAAAAUAUCAGAGGAAGUACUUAAAAGACAUGAUGAGAAAUAA
This is a messenger RNA of Strongyloides ratti, 426 nucleotides long. RefSeq lists its product as uncharacterized. Lineage: Eukaryota; Metazoa; Nematoda; Chromadorea; Rhabditida; Strongyloididae. Gene Ontology annotation, biological process: lysosome localization. The transcript is spliced from 3 exons. Gene Ontology annotation, cellular component: BORC complex. The record is from RefSeq and is a predicted model, not a curated record. The coding region runs from base 1 to 426 and encodes 141 amino acids.